GGGGAAAGGUGAUGGAGUGGGAAAGGUGAUGGAGGAGAAAGGUGAUGGAGUGGGGAAGGUGAUGGUGGGGAAAGGUGAUGGAGUGGGGAAGGUGAUGGUGGAGAAAGGUGAUGGAGUGGGGAAGGUGAUGGUGGGGAAAGGUGAUGGAGGGGAAAGGUGAUGGAGUGGGGAAGGUGAUGGUGGGGAAAGGUGACGGAGUGGGAAAGGCGGUGAGGCAGGCCCAGCAGGUGGCCAACUUCACCCUGAAGGUGGAGGUGGAGUGCAGCAGCCUGCAGGACGCCCUGGAGGCGGCAGAGGCAGGAGCAGACCUCGUGAUGCUGGACAACUUCAGGCCGGAGGAGCUGCACCCCACGGCCGAAGCGCUGAAGGCCCGGUUCCCACGUGUGGGCGUGGAGGCCAGCGGGGGCAUCACGCUGGGCAACCUGCCUCAGUUCUGCGGGCCGCACGUCGAUGUCAUCUCCUUGGGGAUGCUGACCCAGGCGGCCCCAGCCCUGGAUUUCUCCCUGAAGCUGUUUGCCGAGGGGACCACUCCAGCGCCCCGUGCCCGCCGCUCCUAACGCCGGAGAGGAUGACACUGGCCACGGACAACAUGGUUUCUUGGGACUUUACCUCUGCUCGCCUCGGUUUCCUAAUCUGUAAAAUGGGUCUAAUAAAGGACCAACCUUA
Molecule: messenger RNA, 666 nt
Organism: Myotis davidii
Lineage: Eukaryota; Metazoa; Chordata; Mammalia; Chiroptera; Vespertilionidae
Gene: QPRT
Product: quinolinate phosphoribosyltransferase
Exons: 3
Coding region: 144-557 (137 amino acids)
Biological process (GO): NAD+ biosynthetic process; quinolinate catabolic process
Cellular component (GO): cytoplasm
Molecular function (GO): nicotinate-nucleotide diphosphorylase (carboxylating) activity
Source: RefSeq, a predicted model, not a curated record